Messenger RNA from Oncorhynchus nerka (sockeye salmon), 6266 nucleotides. RefSeq names its product sickle tail protein-like. The record is from RefSeq and is a predicted model, not a curated record. Gene Ontology annotation, cellular component: cytoplasm. NCBI's taxonomy places the organism in Eukaryota, Metazoa, Chordata, Actinopteri, Salmoniformes, Salmonidae.
AGAGAGAGAGAGAGAGAGAGAGAGAGAGAGAGAGAGAGAGAGAGAGAGAGAGGGCUUGUGACUCUCCCAAUGCAGACCUUACUGCAAGGCACAGAACAGCGCGGCAGAGUGCACACGUGGAAUCGACUCUCAGCUGAUGACCUACAGUCUAUCUAACUAAGGAGCUGGGCUUUGUCUUAAAAUACAUUUUUCUUGUAGGCGACAGACAGCUCAGCUUUCGUGUCCAGUUAAUACUUGACACUCACCCAGAGAGUUUGAUUACCAACUGGAUUGACUGACUGACAGAAGUGUGUGAGAGAGAGAGGAGAAAGCCGGAGGGAUAUACAAGACGCCCUGGAGUAUCUGACCGGUGGAAAGAUGACAUCCAAGUCAUCCAGGCAGGGCAGACCCUCCUCGGCAGGGUCCAAGCAGCCCUCUCAGAGGAAGGAGUGCCCGGCAGGUAAUCGCUCCUGUAUGCUGCGGGUCGGGGAGAGGCUUAUGAGGGCUGGGAGUGAGGGGAACCUACAUGCUGUGAGACCCAAACCCGCCCAGCAGACACCACUGGAGGGGGGACACCAAAAGUCCGGCUCCAUCACAGCCAAAGAGUCAGGAAACAACAACCCAAGACUGUCAUCACCUGAGGAUGUAAAGCGCCUCCACAGACAUCAGAACCUAGAGAACCAGAACCACCACUCUGAGCCACACUCCCCUAGCACUGUCCCCAGGAGGUACACCAUCGGAGGGCAAGGGCACCGCAGCACCAGGGACCCCCUGACCAUGCAGCACGCUGACAUAGAGAGGAAGAAAGAGGUGUUCCUGGAGCACCUGAAGCAGAGGUAUCCGCACCAUGCUGCUGUCAUCAUGGGCCAUCAGGACCACCUCAUGGGCCAUCAGGACCGCCUCAGAGAUGUCAGGAGCCCCCCGCAUUCUGUCAGCCCCCCGCCCGGUGUAGGGGAGCAACUGGAGCACCUCUCCGUGGUCUCUCUGGAGUCUAAGGAGACCAUGUCAGAGGGAGAUGGUCCUGCUGCCUUCACCCGGGGCUGUCGGGCACGGGCCAGCCUGCCGGUGGUCCACUCUGCCAACCAGACCAGGGACAGAUCACUAGGUGUGCUGUACCUGCAGUACGCAGAGGAGACCAAGCAGAUCCGGAUGCCCAAUGAAAUCACCAGUGGAGACACCGUCAGGGCUCUGUUUGUGAGUGCCUUCCCCCAUCAGCUCACCAUAAAGAUGCUGGAGUCUCCCAGUGUGGCCGUCUACAUCAAGGAUGACACAAGAAAUAUAUACUACGAGCUAACUGAUGUCAGAAAUAUCACACCUGGCUGCUGUCUGAAGGUGUACCACAAAGACCCUGCACACGCCUUCAAUCGCAGCAACGCAAGGUCCAACAAUGCCGACGGCGGGAUACCAAGAGAGAUACUGUAUGGAAGUCAUAGCCCUGUCCACACUUUACAAUCCACCCGCAUUCCUGUCCACGCCAUUCAGGGGUCCAUGUCUCCCCCCAUGGCCCGCUCCAUGCCCUCCUCCCCCUCCAGGAUCCCCUAUGGUCGCCAGGCUGGGGGAGGGGUGCCAGGCAGUGCCACCCUCCCCAGGGCCAGCAUGUCCAGCGGGCCACCCAGCAGGUCCGUCACCCCCUGCCCCAGCGCCAUCCUGGAGAGAAGAGAUGUCAAACCUGAUGAGGACCUGAGCAGUAAGAGUAUGGCGCUGGUGCGUGCCGACGGGUUGUAUGUCAACGUCACUGACCCCUACGCUGUCCAGGAGGGCCGGCUGAGUAUCGCCUCCUCACAGGGGGGCAGCCACAUGGGGGACGUGGUCGACAUGGGUGGUGGCCUCCUCCGGGCUUCGGGCAAGUCCACAGCCUCCUAUUCAGAGAACCCAGAGCAGCAGCACUCCCUCUACAGGCAGAAGUGCCGGAGAUAUGGUGAAAACCAGGGACUACCGCCGUUCGGCACCAAAACGCCACCACCUUCCCCUCACAGAGUGAAUGAGGUCAGGAUGAUUGACAACCAUGGCCCUGUGGCCCCGGAGAGAGGGUCUCCUAUUCGCCGGUCCCUGCGAAGGGAGAGUAAUGGUAAUACUGUGGAGGUGGUGAACAGGACCAGGGGUGGUGUGUCCUCUGUGUCCUCUCCUGUGUUCCUGGAGUUCCCCCCAGGGCACCAUGGUGACAAAUUGUUCCAGGGUCCCCUCACCCCCAAUGACCCUCAGACCAGUGAGCGAAUGAAGGCCAUGGAACAACAGAUCGCCAGUCUUGCUGGCCUUGUUCAGCAUGCACUUUUUAUUGGGCCAGCUGAGAGAAAUGGGAGGACUGCUUCUCCUUUCCAUGUAAACAACAGUGCAGGAGUGUCACCAGUUCCUGCAGCCAGAAGCCCUGCCCUACUGGCAGACGCCGCCAGUGCUCUAGUCUCUCAGGCCCAUCCCCCUGACCCCGCCCUGCAGGUCACACUGACCACUGUCAGGAGGAACGUCACUGAUCUGCGACAGCAGCUGCACCAUCUCAGACAGCUACAGAUGCAGAACCAAGACAGUGUGAGGGUGAUGCUGAAGAGAGCGGAGCAGGAGCUGACUGGGGUUAUGUCUGAGACCUUACAGAGACAGCAGCAUGAGACAGAGCCUGCCCAGAGACAGAGGACCACAGUGGAUGAGGAGAGAUACAAGUACCUGGCCAUGGAGGAGAGAGUACUAGCCCAGCUCAGGGAGCUGGAGGAGUACGUAGACUGUCUGAGAAGAGACGUGUCCUCUUGCCCAGGUCAGCUGUCAGUCACCCUCAGGGAUGUGGAGGAGGGAGCUGUCAACCUCAGGAGGGUGGGAGAGGUCUUGGCUGGGCUUAAAGGUGAGUUUCCUAGCCUCCAGGGGAAGAUGCAGACAGUUCUGCGUGGGGAGGUAGAGGCAGUGCACUUUCUGAAGGAGGAGCCUCACAAGAUGGACAGCAUGCUUAAGAGGGUCAAAGCCUUGACAGAAGCUCUCAGCGGUCUCAGAAGAUGUGUCACAGAGAAUCAUCCUCACGAUCCCGAGCCUGGAGCAGCCAAAGUUCAUAGAGGGGCUGUAGAGCCUGCCAUUGCCCAGUCCGAUCCCCCACUGAGGAAUCGCCCCACCGUGGAGUCCCCCAAUCCCCAGCCCAGGUCCUCUGUCAGACCGCCCCUACCCCAGCUCCAGGGCCAGAACCCCGCAGUCAGGCCAGACAUGGCCCCCACGUCUCCUGUCGUCAUCCACCGUGUGAAGAGCUCUCCCGUCGAUAUGCAACCGUGUCAGCACUCAGUGGCCCUGCCGCACCACCACCACCCCAGCCCCCCGCUGACCCCCACCCAUGGCCGAGACUCCCCCACCGUGGCCAAGGUCAGUCCCCGCAGUCGGGAGAACAGCCCAGCCCUGCAGAAGAGAAUGAUCACCUGGUGCGGAGAUGGACCGGCCCCCACGGCUAGCAGCACUGAGACCACCACACAACCACCUGGCUCAGCGGAGAACCAAACCAACAGGGGCAGCAUCAAAAACAAAGUCAUGGACAUUGAGGCUGCAGAGAGAGAGGGGGACCUGGAUGAGGGGAGGCCACCACAGAGAUCAGCCACCUCUGCUGGGAGUCAGUUUGAGCAGAUUCUCCAGGAGGCCCAGGCCAGCCUAAUGAUGGCCAUCCCUGACUUAGAGUUGUCCGAGACGGGGAGGAGUGAGUCUCAGUCUCCCAAUCCACACCUAGCUCCAGACCAGCCAUCUCUCCCCCAGACCCUCCCAGACUCAAAGAUGCCCCUCAACACUCCACUGCUAGACGAGAUGGAUGUUCCUGAACCUACUGAGGCAUCUCUUCCAGAACCCACUCAGCCAGCUAAUGUGGCUUCUGAGAUGACUGUUCAGGGCAGCCCUGAGCGACCACACAGGCCUAUGGUUGAGAAGCCUCGCAGGCCCAGUGUGGAAAGAGAGAUGAGAAACAGCCCAGAGAAAGCAGGGAAGUCCCCUCCACCGCCCCCACCACGGAGGUUCUUCACCUCACCAUCAAGCCCAGGGCUGACCACAGGGAGGUCUGGAGAAGUCCUCUUUACUACCAGGAACGAAGCUGCCACCACACGGGACGAUGAAGAGGAGGUGUUCCUUCAACCCAGUCCCAAACCCACCAGACAGCCCCCAGAGGUCAAGCCCAAGCCCCAAACCACAUCUGUUAUCACAGCCUCAGCUGAGCCAGAGGAAGAGGAGGAUGAAGAAGAGGAUGAGGAGGAGGAUACAUUCAUGAAGGAACUACAGGUGUUUCAGAAGUGCACUCUUAGAGAUGUAGGCACAAAGUGCGUUGUAGACUUCACAAGCACUGCAUCACAAGUCAGACAGAUAGAACCAGAGCUCUCCCUUUCACCCAAAGUCCCUAAGGAGAGUCAGGAGAACCAGGGUAAAGACAAAUGUGUGCUCAACACCGAUGAAAACAGAUUUGACACUGUACCAAAGAGUCCCAGGGUCAUGUAUUAUGUUAUGGGACAGAUAUCCAAUGAAAAGCCUCCAUCGGGAAGAACAGACCAAUUGGAAGGGAGAGAGGGAACAGUGUCCCCCUCACAGGUGGCAAACACAAAUAUGCUUGACUCCCAGCAGCUAGAGUUACUAACAGCAGAUGAGUCACCUCUAGUGGUUGAGUGCGAAGAUUGUCCUCCUGAAACACAAAAGAUAGCAGUUGGAGAAGAUAGUGAGAAGGCGAGCCUCGUAGAUGAGAAUGACCUGAAGGAUCCUGUUGAGAGUCAGAAAGAGGAGGUGGCUGAACCUGUGUGUUCUACAAUACCUGCAGAGAAGAAGGACUUACCUGCACCAACCGAAUUCAGCAUUCAUCCUGCUAACAGUAUACCAUCAUCUCCACCAGUACCAGUAAAUCAGUCUAUGACUAUUAUAGCUCAGGAGGGUUCAGGUAGUCCAGUGUCUCCUCCACCAGUAGAGAGUGUGAACCUGGAUGACAGCCAGAGCCAGCAGGUAGUAUUUAGGUCAUCCAGAGGCAGAGCACCACGGUAUGUAGAGGAGAGCAGCAGCCUGAGCCCUGACCUCCCCGACGAGGAGGGCUCUCCUCCCCCUGAGAACAUCUCCUUCAUGAUGAUUACCAGCAACAGAGUGCAGGCUCUGUCCACCAGGCAGUACCAGGAGAUAGUAAGUAGGACCAACGGGUCCGAGGUUCAGACCGUCAAGGUGGGGAACGACACCACCACCAGCGUUAGCCAGGAGGAGCACUGUGGCUUCGAUAGGAAGCCUGUGAUCAUCAUAUUCGACGAGCCCAUGGACAUCCGGUCGGCCUACAAGCGUAUGUCCACCAUCUUUGAGUGUGAGGAGGAGCUGGAUGUGAUGCUGCACCAGAAGAGCAUCGAAGAGGAGAACGAGGAAGCAGAGAAGAAUGUACCUCAGGUAAAGCCUAACACUGAUCUCCAACAGGCAAACAAGACAGCAGUGACAGAAAACACUGCAAACGGUCACAGUAAUACUCCUGCUGUGGUUGCGCAACAGACAAGUACAUCAGAGUGCUCAUCGCCAGAACAGUCUAAAACAGAGUCCUCAAAUGGCAGCAAACCAGAGUCCAAAAAUAAGUUCAAAUUCAAGUUCCCAACAAAAAAGCUGGCGGCCAUCAGCCAAGCGAUUCGCACUGGGACCAAAACAGGCAAGAAGACGCUCCAGGUGGUGGUCUAUGAGGACGGGGAGGACGGACACAUGAAGGAGACCAAGAGGUUUGAGAUCAACAGCAGCAAACCCCAAACUGACUCCAGUCACCUCACCACUGUGAAUAACGUAAUGUCAUCAAGCACUCUCACCUGGUCAAACUCUAAACACAGAACAGAGGCGAUCUGUAAGAACACCUACGAGUCCAGAAACAGUUUAGAUGAGACCAUUAUAAAGCGGGAGAUCAUCGUGGAUAAUAUAAGCCCCUCUGCGCUUAAGAUAGACUCCUGUGAAGAGUCUCCAUCCACUAUGAAACUCAAACAAGAGAGGGAGGGCAGUCCCUCCAAGAGGUCUGCCCCUCCUCAGGUCUCUAAGUCCCUUAAUCCUCAGAGUAAGAAGUCCAAACCACAACUUCCACAGCUUCCCAGACCGUCCAUCACGAGCAGCUCCAAGAAACAGAAUACCAGUGGCUCUCCUUCUUCAAGUCAGAUGUCACGUUCUGCAUCUGCUAAGUCCUGGCAGCAACCAGCCGGGUCAGCUGACAAACCAGGGGGAAAAGCUCAGAAGCUCCAGGGCAAUCAGAAGCAGUUUCGACAGACCUUUUGACUUACCAUAUGUACCCUCUUCACCUCUAUAUGCUCCAUGAGCAUGCUCAGCAUGUAACUUUCAGUCCCUUGGAGAUGGAG